GGGCGGGGCGCUCCGGCCGCGCCGCUCGCUGGUGUCACCUGAGGCGGCGCUGAGGCGGCGAUGGCGGCGCCGAGCGGUCCCAGUUCUGCAGCCCAGGCUCCCCAGCAAACACAGACCCCAGGAUCCCUCAGCCUCCCUCUGCAGUGACCAUCUGUGCCCCUGGACAGAGGCAGGGUCAGGACUGAAGAUGCCUCUCUUCUCCAGGAAGAAGAAACCCAGUGAUGAUGCUCGGAAGCGCCUUGAGUACCAAAUGUGCCUGGCAAAAGAAGCUGGUGCUGAUGACACCCUUGACAUAUCCAGAUGUGAGCUCUCAGAGGUUCCUUAUGGGGUCUUUUCAACCUGCAAGGUCUUGCAAAAAAAGGUGCUGAUUAUUCAUACCAAUAAUCUGACAUCCUUAGUUCCAAAGUCCUGCAACCUCCUGAGUCUCAUAACUGUGAAGGUUCUGGAUCUGCAUGACAACCAGCUGGCAUCACUUCCUGCUGAUAUUGGUCAGCUGACAGCUCUUCAGGUCCUAAACCUUGAAAAGAAUCUUUUAAAAAGCCUUCCACAAUCUAUAGGAGACCUCGCACAGCUCCAGGUCCUCAAUGUGAAAGGGAACAAGCUGAGGGAGCUGCCCGGGAGCGUGAGCGGCCUGCGGAGUCUGCGGGCUCUGGAUGUCAGCGGGAACGAGCUGCAGGAGCUGCCCCGGCUGCUGGCCCACGCCCGCACCCUGCAGACGCUGACCCUGGAUGCCUCUGCCAUGACCUACCCACCCCCUGACAUCUGCAGUGCGGGUACAGAGGCCAUCCAGCAGUUCCUCUGCAAGGAGUGUGGAAUUGCAUACUACCCUCCCUCACAGUACCUGCUCCCCACGCUGGAGAGUGAUGGAGGAGGAACUUCAGUGGAUGGGGUGGACAGGACAGUGCAGAAGUACCUGGAGGAGGAGAGUGAGUGGCAGAACAAAUUCUUGGAUUAUGAGAAGAGGAAGGAAAGAAAAACGCAGGAAAAGCUGGAAUUUGAGCGGCGCCUGAACAUGGGGCAGCGAGAACAGGCCCUGCUGGUGCAGCAGCUCGGCAGCCACAAGGAUGAGAUCCUGCAGACAGUGAGGGAGGAGCAGCAGAGGCUGGAGCAGGGUCUGUCGAAGCACCAGCGCUCUUUGGAGGAGGAGAGGCUGAAGCUGCUGCAGCAGCUGAAGGACACAGAGCAGGGCAUCGCCAGCCGGAUCCAGAAGCUACUGGAGGAUAACCAGAGGCAAAAACGAAGUUCAGACAUUUUGAAGUCCUUGGAGAAUGAGAGAAUCAGGAUGGAACAGCUGAUGGCAAUAACCCAGGAGGAGACGGAGCAGCUGCGCAGGAGGGAAGUGGCCUCUGCCAUGCAGCAGAUGCUGGCUGAGACCUACAAGAACAAGCUCCUCCAGACGACCUCCGAGUCUCGUCGGGAGGACCUCGUCAGCCAGGCCUGCUCCAGCCUAGCUGAGAUGGAUCAGAAGUUCCAGCAAAUCCUGGCUUGGCAGCAGCUGGAUCAGAACAAAGCUGUCAGUCAGAUCUUGCAGCAGAUUGAGAUGCAGAAAACUGCCUUUGAAGCUCUCCAGGUGAAGAAGGAUCUUAUGCACAGGCAGAUUAGGAACCAGAUUAAAUUAAUAGAAACAGAAUUAUUGCAGCUGACGCAGCUGGAAUUAAAGAGGCAAGAACUGGACACAGAGAUGCUGCAGGAGGCGGUCACGGAGCAGCGCCGGGCGCUCGGCUGCCUCCUGCAGCAGCUGCUCAAGGAGAAGAAGCAAAGGGAGGAAGAACUGCAACAAAUCCUGCUGGAAAUGGAGGCAAAGAGUGAAACCAAGCAGGAGAACUACUGGCUGAUCCAGUACCAGCGCCUGCUGAACCAGAAACCACUCUCCCUGAAACUCCAGGAGAAGGGUUUGGAGCAGCAGCUGGUGACCCUGCUGCUGGAGCUCUCUGCUGAGCAGUACGUGCCAAUCUUCGCUCACCACCGAAUAUCCCUGGAGACGCUCGGCACCAUGAGCACCAGUGACCUGGAGAAGCUCGGUGUGACGGAGGCUGGUCUGCAGCGUGCCAUCCUCAGGCGGACUCAGGAGAUCCUGGCUGUGGCCACGACCAGCCCAGAGCUGCGGAGGGCAGAGAACACCGGGGUCCCUGCGGCCCCAGAGCCCAGCGCUCCCCUGGAAGAGCCCCCGGGCCCCGCGGUCCCCACGGCCCCACCGUGGGACGAGAAGAAGUCGGAGUGCGUUGUGUGCAUGGAGCAGGAGCCCCAGAUGAUUUUCCUGCCCUGUGGCCACGUCUGCUGCUGCCGGGGCUGCUGCGAGCAGCUGCACUCGUGUCCCCUGUGCCGCCAGGACAUCGCCCAGCGCAUCCGCAUCUUCCACAGCGCCUAGGCCGGCCCGGAGGCGCGGCCCCGCUCCCGGCCCCGCUCCCGGGCUGUUCCCAUUGCUGCUCAUGCCCCUGUCAACAGCCCUCGGCAGCACGGCCAGCACUGUCCUCCCCGUGCCGGGAGCCUCAGCAUCCUCCCAGCCCCCAGCUGGGGCUCCUUCAGUGAAUCCCCUCCUGCUGCCUGUCCUGUCUGCUGAGGUGUUUGCUGUCAGAAAGGCCUCUGGGGCUCACACGGGGAGUGCUUCCAGCAGUGCUGCCCGGAUGUGAGGGAAUUUCCCAUGGGAGCAUUCGGGCAGGACGUGCUGUUCUUCGUGUACUGACACUGCCUUGCACAUCUGUCAUGCCAAAGGUCUGGGGCUCUGCUCUGGAGCCCACAGGAGCGUGUGUGGCUCUGCAGCCUCGGGCAGGGCAGAGCCAGGAGCUCCCCAGUUCCUCUCAUGUGGGAGGGGAGAGAGCAAUGCUGCUGGAGGGCCAGAGGAGCCCAGUGGGGUCCCCAGCCACAAACCAGGUAGGGAGCAGAAAGUGCUGCUGCCACCGCACAGCACUGAGGCAGGGCUGGGGCUGUGCCCAGCUCAGGACCACGGUGUGUCUGCACCGGGCUGUGGGGACUGCUCCAUUGUCACUGGUUAGUAACAAUUCCUGUCUGUGCCUCGGCUCUUGACCCUGAAAUAUAAAAAUGCUGCUUCGAGCCCAGUCCACCACAGCCUUCCCCAGGAGCAGCCAUUAAACUGCAGCUGGUUUCUGC
Molecule: messenger RNA, 3108 nt
Organism: Taeniopygia guttata (zebra finch)
Lineage: Eukaryota; Metazoa; Chordata; Aves; Passeriformes; Estrildidae
Gene: LRSAM1
Product: leucine rich repeat and sterile alpha motif containing 1
Biological process (GO): protein ubiquitination
Cellular component (GO): cytoplasm
Molecular function (GO): ubiquitin-protein transferase activity; protein binding
Source: RefSeq, a predicted model, not a curated record